This is a messenger RNA of Neopsephotus bourkii (Bourke's parrot), 1843 nucleotides long. RefSeq names its product OX-2 membrane glycoprotein-like. The transcript has 3 exons. Gene Ontology annotation, biological process: negative regulation of macrophage activation; regulation of immune response. Bases 12 to 986 code for a protein of 324 amino acids. Gene Ontology annotation, molecular function: cell-cell adhesion mediator activity. The record is from RefSeq and is a predicted model, not a curated record. Lineage: Eukaryota; Metazoa; Chordata; Aves; Psittaciformes; Psittacidae.
CUGUGCAGGUGAUGCACAGGAAGGUCCAAUCUGUUCGGGCAGGAGGGAAUGUUACCUUUGCAUGCCAGUCAGUCACGAAAGAAGAUGUGCUACAGGUGACCUGGCAGAAGGAGACGGAUGGGGCUGAUGACAACAUAGCGACAUACAGCACGAUGAACGGCCAGAAGAUAGCGAAGGGCUACGUUGGCCACGUGAGCUUUGCCCACAGAGAGUUACGAGCCUCGGCCAUCUCACUGCAUGGAGUUACCCUCCAAGAUGAAGGAUGCUACAAGUGCAUCUUCAACACGUUCCCUUCUGGGGCUCUCACCGGCAGGACGUGCCUCAAGGUUUACGCCAUCUCAGACCCCAAGGUGGAGGCUAAGCUUAUACCCAGCCCAGACAAAGCUGAGGACGCCGAGAAAGUGGUGGGGAUGAGCUGCUCAGCAACAGGAAAACCGGCUCCAAAAAUCACCUGGCACCUUCCCAGCGUCCUUCAGCAGAAACCGAGGGAGUACCACGUCCAGCUUGGCAACCAGACCGUGGCUGUCAUCAGCAAUUUCACCCACACCUACUCCAAAAUCCUCCAGGAGUACCCCAUCACCUGCGAGAUCCAACACCCCUCUCUAAACGUGACCCUGGUCCUGCCCAUGGACAGCCUGGUGCACGGUCCGGAUAGCCGGGAUAGCAGCAUGGCACCUGCCAUUGUCAUUGCACUGGGGGUGCUGGUCCCCCUGACUUCCCUCCUCCUUCUUGCCUGCCUCCUCCACCUACGUGACCCAGAGAGAAACCCAGCGUGGCCAUGCUGGGUAGGUCUGCCUUUCCCCAGGGUGCUGCUGGGCUCACCUCCACCAGUGACAGGGCUCGACACCAGGACCCAGCUCUGCUCAGCCACCCCAGUGCAGGAUGCACGCUGCACAGCCCAGGCUGCACCUGCAUUAGAGAGGGACAAAGGGAACAGCCCCCAGCCAGCCAGCUGGAUGGCAGCAUUGUGGGAAGGGGAAACCUGAAGGUGUUGAGCCAGGCCCAUAGGUACCCAACGGUGAUGACAACUACAGAUUGUCCACUUUCUCAAUGACAAGGCAUGCUGUGAGUUAAGCAUUGCUCUAUUACUACAUUUAUGCGCAAAACAGUUGUGCAAGCAGUGGCUGUACCCUUGCACCCUUCUUUUGCAUCUCCUAAAAUAACCUCCCCCUUGCAUGGUUAGAGCAGCUUGUGAAGGAAGCAGCUUCACGGACACAUCUCAGACAAAAUGGGGUCUUAGAGGAAGAGGAUGUCUCUCUGAGGAAAGCCCAGGGUGCUGCAGUGCAGCAGGGGCUAAGCUGCUGCUGGUUGCCCCGACGCAGGGGAUGAAGGAUGCAAGCUGGAGGUGGGGGUAAGCCAAGAGAGGUGGCAUCGUUUCAGAAAACUCAGCCCAGUUUUAUGCCGAAGGCACCUCAUCUUCCUUGUGGGCUGUGGCCAGAGGGGGCAUCCUGGCAUCUGAUGGAGGGUUUGGAGGAGAGAAAGCAGCGGGAGGAGACGCAACACACGUCUUCAAUGGGUAUCAUGCCUCUAGGUCCAAGCUGAAGACUACUGGGGAGGGUUGUGAGGGGAAAACUUCAGUCUCUUGCACAGAGAGACACAAGGACCUAUUUGGUAACACAAAUAGCCAGGACCUUUACCCCCUCACUUUAAAUAUCCAUACAUUUUGAAGAAGGAAAAACCCCAACAACCUCUCUUCUGUUAGGUCUUUCCUGCCUGUAGGAAGGCCAAGAAGUGUGGGCAGCACAGAGCUGCGGGCAGGCAGGCCCCAGCAGUGUCCCCCCAGCCCUGCCACAUCACUGAACACCUGAGCAGCUGCUUGCCCUACACGUGCGAGAGAGGAACU